AUGCCGAAGGAAGAGCCACUUUCCAGUCCUGCAAAGCGCGCUACGCCAUCAAGUCAACCUGCUUCGCCUUCUAAGCGAGUCGCUGGAACCAGUGGAGGAGGUGCAGGGGCCAAAUGGACGUUGGAGGAUAGUAAGUCCCGAUAAUCAUGACUCCUACUCGCUAUCCUGACCAUUGCUGAAGCUCGUAGCCCUUUCGUCUUUGCAAGAAUACACACUCGUGCUUGGACUGUUGCACCUGAAUAACGCGGCCAACCUGCCCGAAGCUCAGCGCACCGAACUCGGUAGGCUGAUCGGCAAGACCCCCUCUGCAGUCAGUGUAAGUGAAUGAGGCUUCAAUGGUAUCCGGUCGUAUGUCUGCGCCAGAUGGAAAUUUGAUGCUGACGCCUUGACCUGCCUGCUCCGCUUCCUUCUCCUGCAGACAUUCAUGUGUGAGUGUGAAUCACGGAGGUGCUUGCCGUGGGCUUUACCUUACACCGAUGCCCACAUCCCAAACUCUAGACCGUGGACUUCGACAAGAUAUCGCCAAGCUGGAGAAGAGCUUGAAGGAUCAAAAAGGAGGAGGAGCAAGCUAG
Ceraceosorus bombacis is the source of this 572-nucleotide messenger RNA. The record is from the annotation of a GenBank genome assembly. NCBI's taxonomy places the organism in Eukaryota, Fungi, Basidiomycota, Exobasidiomycetes, Ceraceosorales, Ceraceosoraceae.